AUGGCAGCUGUAUCUGAGUCUAUCCCUGGAUCAAGCAGUGGCUAUUCAGAAGAUCCCAGCAUCUUAUUAGCAUUCUUAUCUGUUCUUGCGGUCUCCGAGAGAGUUCCAUUGGAUCUUCUCUCACGUGGAGCUUCACCCCGGAGACGCUGGAAUACACGUGGCGAAAUAGAAGAGGUAGAUGCUGCUGCUGCUGGUCUUGACCCAGAGUUGUAUAGCUUGCUCUCCGGCAGCUCAAAGUUGCGUGAUGCCUUUCACGAGCUAGAACUGUCGUCAGCUGUUUCAAAGAACAUGGACGAGACCUACAAUAUGGACGAAAUCGCUGCGAGCCGUAUCCGCGAGAGGUUGUCACCAGAGACCCUCUUAUUCUUCAGGUCCCAAGCCUUGAUUGUUGCAUAUCGAGCAAUCCCCUGGAAAUAUAUCGAGCCUGCCACUCCCACCACGAAGCUAUUCCUACCGCAUCUGAGAUACGCUCUACAAACAUUUCAUGAAAACUCUAUGUACCUGCCUGCGGGCGUCAGAGCCGACCUUGUCCUUACGCUCCUCGAGGCAUCUCGAUUUCCCAACAUGACGUGGAAACGUUUCAUGGUGGAGCAAGCAGAACUUGCCGCGCUCGGCCUGGAGGACCAUAGCUACCUUGACGAUAUCGGCCAGGACACGACAUCAAUGACCAUAGAUAACAGGAUGCAUUCCGCAGCCGGUCAAGCAUCUAUUCAACGUUCUUUGAACUUCAUCCAGACUGAAGACCUGUCUACUGUCAAGAGAUUACUAGAAGACUGGAACCCCCUUCACAGGAUCCCUUCAUCCCUUGAACGCGUCGUCGAGUUUCGGAAGAACAUCCUGCUUGGAAGGAUUCUACGGUACCAAGGUGUAUUCAGAGAAUCGCUGACGUAUCUUGAGAGGGCUCAGACAAUAGCAGCGCAGGAAAACGAUCUCACCUUUUAUGAAGAUUUUCGUGAUCUUACCUGCGAUCUUGCAGAUACGCUGCGAGAGCUUGAUGAGCCUACGUUUGGUGAACGUCACCUUCGCACAGAAAUUACCCGUCGAGACCGCAGUGGUAUCUCGACGGGCAAAUCUCUAUUACAACUAUCUCUUGCCGAAGCCUUAUUUGCCCAAGCACGCUAUAGAGAAGCUGAAAGCAUCUGCUUGGAAGUUCAGUCUCGUCCCGGCCUGUUGAAACUCGAAAAGUUACGUUUACACAUCACUAUGGCAAAGAUACACCACGUUGAGUUCAACUAUGACGGCGCAUUUCUUUAUUGGAAAGAAGCAAUGGAAGACAUUGCAAAGUUUAAUAUGACUAGGGGGCGUGCAACUCGAACGAUCCUCUUAUCUAUUUGCGAUACCCUCCGCAGUCGAGGCCAAACGAAGCUGAUGAAUGAUUCCAUGGACCAGGUGGCAUUACUUGAUACUGGUGCUAAGCAGGAAGGUGUUGAGUACUGGAUCGCGGGACUGUGCCAUUGGUCACAAUAUCUGGAUUCCAGAACUUCUCGCAGCCACAUGUAG
Molecule: messenger RNA, 1500 nt
Organism: Fusarium fujikuroi IMI 58289
Lineage: Eukaryota; Fungi; Ascomycota; Sordariomycetes; Hypocreales; Nectriaceae
Exons: 3
Coding region: 1-1500 (499 amino acids)
Molecular function (GO): protein binding
Source: RefSeq, a predicted model, not a curated record